This is a messenger RNA of Diversispora eburnea, 579 nucleotides long. The record is from the annotation of a GenBank genome assembly. NCBI's taxonomy places the organism in Eukaryota, Fungi, Glomeromycota, Glomeromycetes, Diversisporales, Diversisporaceae.
AUGAACGUUUCGGAAUCAAUUACAAAUUACUUUUAUGAGACUUCAUGGGGAAAAUGUGACCUUUUUGGCUGUUUCGAUUGUGUGUCAGAGGAGUGUAAGGAUAUUACGAGCGAGGAUUGUGAGAAGAUUAAACCGGAAUUAAGAUUUCAUCUCCGUUCAAUCAGUACUCAUAACUCGAUGAGCAAGAAAGUCCAUAACAAGGCAAAUAGACUUCUGGAUGGGUUAGAUCAAUUUUUCCAGUCCAAAAGGGUUACAAUGAUUUUUGAUGAAAGGGAUGCGAAGAAAAUGCAAGAUGGAGAUGAAGAACUUAAUGAGAAAUGUACUUCGCCAAGUCCUUUACAAGACAGUUAUAUGGAAGAUCCUAAUUAUUUUGACAGUCUUGUAGAUAACGUAGAUCUAUCCUACAUUGAAAGUGAAGAAGAGCCUAAAUCAGCAUGCAUAAAACCUACGGUUUCAGUUACUAACAGUUGGGAUUCCUUUAAAAUAGAUUAUGUUGAUAUUGUAAAAUUUUUUGAGUCUUUACGUGAUUCCUUACCGAAAAAAGGUUCCGAAGUUCACAUGGAAGAUGACGGAAGUUGA